AUGCCCCCAGUGACAAACCUAUCGUCCGUCACUGGGCUCCCCGUACCAGACUGGUACAUACACACUACCGAUGCUCGUUUUGUCGAUACAAAUGGCCGGACCCUUCUCCUUCGUGGAGUGAAUCUCUCUGGUUCCAGUAAGACUCCGGUUGGCUGCCCAAGCCAGGACCUCACUGGCUUCUGGGAGACCGCAGAAGCUGGCGGGGAGAGCUUUAUAGGGCGGCCGCUCAAUUUAGAUGAUGGGUCUGCCGAUGUUCACCUAGCAAGAUUAAGAGGAUGGGGUUUCAACAUGUUGCGCUAUGUUGUUACUUGGGAGUCUUUAGAGCACCAGGGGCCUGGGAAAUAUGAUUACGAUUUCAUGGAUUAUACCGUUCGCGUUCUGAGACGGUGUAAAGACUUCGGAUUCCGAGUAUAUCUCGACCCACAUCAAGAUUUGUGGUCACGCUUCUCCGGCGGGUCUGGAGCGCCUUAUUGGACUCUGGCUGCAUGCGGCUUUGAGCCACGAAAUUUUUCGGUCACAGAAGCAACACUCAUUCACUGUGAAUACCCUGAUCCCAAUAACCCGAUCCCGCAUCCUUCCCUGCCAUGA
Messenger RNA from Cantharellus anzutake, 588 nucleotides. RefSeq lists its product as uncharacterized. The record is from RefSeq and is a predicted model, not a curated record. Gene Ontology annotation, biological process: ergosteryl 3-beta-D-glucoside catabolic process. Gene Ontology annotation, molecular function: steryl-beta-glucosidase activity. NCBI's taxonomy places the organism in Eukaryota, Fungi, Basidiomycota, Agaricomycetes, Cantharellales, Hydnaceae. The transcript is spliced from 3 exons. The coding region runs from base 1 to 588 and encodes 195 amino acids.